Messenger RNA from Adineta steineri, 1889 nucleotides. NCBI's taxonomy places the organism in Eukaryota, Metazoa, Rotifera, Eurotatoria, Adinetida, Adinetidae. The record is from the annotation of a GenBank genome assembly.
AUGCCUUCUCAACUACUUAUCAUUCCACCAAAAUCACCACAAUUUCAUAGACCAUUAGGAGUAUCAUUGAGUGUUAAUACAUACUCAGAACCACGUACUCCUAUUUAUGAACAAACAGAAUUUCCAAGUGAUACUAAACUUUCAAUUCCUCCUAUGCGUAUUAAACCGCCAAAACUUGUAUUCGAUAGUUUUUCUGAUGCUGAUGAUGAAGAUCAAGAUUCUGGUCGUCGUCCAACAUUUAUUCAACGUCGACGUCAAAAAUAUAAAGAACCACUUGUUUCUAUCAGAGAAGAUAGCAAACAACAACAACAAAAACAACAACCAAGUGUUGCUGCUAUUGUUUCAGCUCCAAUUGUUGAAUUAACAAAUGGAUUAAUAGCAUUAAAUACAGCUGAUUAUAUGUUAUCUUUAAGACGAGAAGAAAGUACAAAUUCAAAUGAUACUCAGGGACAAACAUUACUUCAUUUAGCUGCUAAACUUGGUCAUGAAGAAAUCAUGCGUAUGUUAAUUAGUGAAACAUCACAUGCUAAUACAUUAUUAAAUAUACGAGGACAAACACCAUUACUCUGUGCUAUUGAAUCUGGAUCAACAUCAACAGCAACAUUAUUAAUGGAACAAGAUCAUUUAUCAUUAACAUGUAAAGAUAAUAUGGGUUCAAGUGUAUUUCAUUAUGCAACUGAACAAUGUAAUGAUAUUGUUUUAAGUCGAGCUAUUGCAUUACUUAAAAGACUUAGUUCAAGUGCAUCUCGAAUUACUGCAUUACAACGACUUAUAGAAAAGAAUGCCAAUGGUAAAACACCAUUUGUAAUUGCAAUUGAAAAAGGUUCAUUAAAAUGUGUUAAAUAUAUUUUAAGUAGCAAAUGGUUACAUCGCAGUGUUGGUAUAGAAGAUUUUAUAAAUGCUGAUUCAAUAAAAACAGCUAUUGAUAAAGAUCAAGUCGAUAUUGCAUCAUAUUUUGUAUCAGAUACUGAACGUUUUGCAGCUAUUAUACAAAUACGAAUUAAUGCGAAUGAUCGAAUUUAUAAUGUAUUAGAAUAUUCAAUUGCAUUAAAAAAACCUGAUUUUGUACGAAUAUUUAUUAGUGUAAGAAUUCCUGGUGAAGAACGUGAACUUUAUAGAUCAUAUAAACGUUUUUUAAAACAUUAUAAUGUUGCAUAUUCAGGUUCAAGUUAUGAUCAAACACCUAUACAACGAAUGUUAACUAUGGUAAGACAAGAAAUAGGUUUUUUAGGAAAGUGAAAAUUUAGUUUAUGUCAGUUCUGACAGGAAACUUAUGAGUUUAUCUUCUACAAGAAAAUAUCGAGUCAAUCAAUUAACUCUCGAGCGCUGUCCUCAUUUUUUCGCACGAAAGACGUCAUGUAGGGCCAAUUGGAUCCACAUACAGUUACGCUAGAGUAAUCUUGAGGGUCGGUGUGGGAUAUAGAAAAGUCACCGAUACUCACAUCCCACACCCAAACCCUCUUCUUUUUACAGUUGGAUUAUUAGUCAUUCUUUUUCAGAAAAAAACUGAAGAUAAUUGCCAUGAUACAAAAUAAUUAUAAAACUAAUUCUAUGUAAGGAGAUAAACCGUCGAGAUAACAGAGGACAGAUUGAACAAGAAAAAAGAUCACAUAUAUAACACUAAAUAUGUCACCGGGUCCGUGUGGACCUACCCCUUAAUUUUUACUCUGUAAGAGGCAUCGGAGAAAUUUCAUAUGGUCUUCGUGCACUAUUAGAAGAAUAACGAUUAAAGAAGAGAUCGAUUCGAAAACAAUAAGUAUUAACGUAGCCAAAGACAAAAAUCAGCGUUGUGGACCCCAAACAGCGCACGAGGGUUAAUAAAUCAUCUCUUAAUUGAGAAAUUGUUUUUCUUUAACAGCCAGAAAUGAUUCCAUUAGUUCCUUUAUUAU